Molecule: messenger RNA, 1605 nt
Organism: Leopardus geoffroyi (Geoffroy's cat)
Lineage: Eukaryota; Metazoa; Chordata; Mammalia; Carnivora; Felidae
Gene: CFAP300
Product: cilia and flagella associated protein 300
Exons: 7
Coding region: 263-1066 (267 amino acids)
Source: RefSeq, a predicted model, not a curated record
GGGCCUCCUCCGCGUGGCCCCUUCCCCGCCCCACCUCGCCCCGCUCCCACCAACCGCAGAGCCCCGACCCAAUCACAGACUUGACUACUCGCGUGGCUCCUCCCCAACCAACGCCUCACUUCGCCCCGCCCCCGCCACGAGCCUGGCUUCCUUCCCCGGAAGAACCGCGUAGCCGCGCCCCCGCAGCUCCGGGCUGACCCCCCCCCCCCCGCCUCCGCGUCUCCAUGGAAACGGUACGCACUAAAGCCGAGCGAGAAGCGCGAUGGCGGCCGGGGAGCCGAGGGAUUUGGGCAGCUACUACUUCAGAUUCCUGCCUCAGAGAACCUUCCAGUGUCUGAGCACCCAGGAGACCACCAGCCGGCUCCGCCAGUGGUCCAUGCUGGGCAGAGUCGCGGCUCAGGCGUUCGGCUUCGACCAGAAGUUCCAGGCCUAUCGCAAGGACGACUUCGUCAUGGCUUUUUUCAAAGACCCAAAUGUUAUUCCUAAUUUGAAGUUACUUUCAGAUUCUUCUGGACAAUGGAUUACAUUAGGAUCUGAAGUGAAAAAAAUUGAAGCCACAAAUGUUCCCUGUACACAGCUUUCAAUGUCAUUUUUUCAUCGGUUAUAUGAUGAAGAUAUUGUACGCGAUGAUGGACAUAUCAUUAAGUGUUUAGAUUCUUUUUGCGAUCCCUUUCCUAUAUCUGAUGAAUUACGAAAAGUUUUGCUAGUGGAAGACUCAGAAAAAUAUGAAAUCUUUAGCCCAGCUGAUAGAGAAGAGUUCCUGUUUUGUCUUUUCAAACAUCUUUGCCUUGGUGGAGCCCUUUGUCAGUAUGAAGAUGUGCUUCAUCCAUAUCUGGAAACGACAAAGCUUAUCUAUAAAGACCUAGUGAGUGUUCGAAAGAAUCCUCAAACCAAGAAAAUACAAAUUACCUCUUCCAUCUUUAAAGUUACGGCAUAUGAUUCCGUUGGCAUGUGCUACCCUUCAACAAAGUCUCACGAACAGACAUUUUCUUACUUUCUUGUGGAUCCGAUCAGGCGUCAUGUUCAUGUUCUAUACCACUGUUACGGUGUGGGGGAAAUGUCUUAACAGUAUUCUUUCAGAUUAUCGAUUUUACGGUUUUUACCAAUUUUUUGUUUUGACGUCAUUUUAUAGGUAAACAUCUCCUUUGCCAGUUAAUUUAAGUAAAGUGUAGAGAAGCCGCAUAGAACAGAAGGACACAGUACAAGAUGCCUGUCUUUAAAUUUGCCUCGAGCGGUAGCGUAGGGACCGAACUCCAUCCCUGCCACGGUCUACACCAAUAUAGUUGUGGACAAUUUACAGAGAGUUACAAGGAACUAAAAAUCCGGUCCGUAUUUGUCGCAUUAGGAUUCAAGGAAGGCCUCGAUUUUCCACGUAUUUUAUUUUAGAAGCUAAUUUAUUUUAGCUUGAAACUGUGGCAGAAAACUGACCAUCUCUCCACUGAUCAUUAUUAUCAACUGUUAGCUUUUCAAAUUUGAGUUUCACUUCAUUGCAUUUCUUCAUCGCCUAGAGAUUUACACGUCCAGGGGUGUAAAAUGCAUAACAAUUCCUUUGCUUCGUUUGUCCCAGUUAAAAGCCUCAAUAAAAAAAGUCAUGUUCUGAAAGUA